Messenger RNA from Schistocerca serialis cubense, 753 nucleotides. RefSeq lists its product as uncharacterized. The record is from RefSeq and is a predicted model, not a curated record. NCBI's taxonomy places the organism in Eukaryota, Metazoa, Arthropoda, Insecta, Orthoptera, Acrididae. Bases 124 to 576 code for a protein of 150 amino acids. The transcript is spliced from 5 exons.
UUCAAGUAAUGACGUGUCUUAAAAGCAACAGAGCCGAGGAGAGACGCAUGCAACUCGAUAUGUUUCGUAUUUGUUUAUUUUGUAACAUAUUGAGAAUUUACUGUUGAGGUUAAGUUCAGUGUGAUGCGGAGAGAUAUUUUACUGAUUGUGCUGACACUCGUUAAUGUUGGCAGUUUUCACGAAGAAAAACCAGAUAUACUGCUUUGCCGUCAGUGUGGUGCUGAUGUAGGACAUUCGAAGCACAUAUUUAAUGUUUACAGCCCCUCUGGGACUGUUCUUCGUAACCAGACGUGGUUUGGUAAAAAGUUUGUUGAUGUUCACAUUUUCGAAAACCCAUUGGGUAUUAAGUUCCGCGUUGUGACGUUAGCUAAAGCUGAAUGUGUUGGAAUUAAUGAAUGGCAAAGAGAAUAUACUUGGUUUCCUGGUUAUGCAUGGAAAAAUUGUAUGUGCUCUCAUUAUGGUCACCAUUUAGGAUGGAUGUAUGAGCCUUUAGCAACUGCCAAUAACAGACAGGCAUUUCCUUCAAGUGAAGGUUUUUAUGCAUUGAUAGUGGACGAUAUCAUAUCAGAGAGCUGACGAUUCUGCCUGGUGUGCAGCAGCACAUGGUGGAGGCAGGUGGUGGCCGGAACGACCUGACAAUUCCAGUUUACAGCGAGAGCCGUCAUUGAGGCGUCCAAACUGUACGGGAUGGGGUACAAGAAUGCAGCUGACCUAACCGUGUCGCCGUCUAGGAGAGUGAAUGUCGAACUAAUA